AUGCUGGAUCGCUGGGUUGUUAUUGUCUGCGGUGCCGCAAUGAAUGAAGAAUUGCGGAAGCUACCAGACGAUCAGAUGUCCUUCCUCGGAGCCGCGGAAGAACUGGUUCAAACCAAGUAUACAAUUGCGGAAGAUGUGAUUUCAGAUCCGAUUCAUAUAAACGUCAUCCGAGGACCUCUUACUCGCAAUCUGGCAACGGUACUGCCUGCUGUCGUCGAUGAAAUCGAUGUUUCUUUCCGGGAACUGAUUCCAACUCAUGGAAAUGAAUGGGUGACCAUUCCUGCAGUUCCUCUCAUGGCCCGAGUUGUGUGUCGUGCCAGUAACCGGAUAUUCGUUGGCAUGCCAAUGUGCAGAAACAGCGAAUUGCUGGACAUCGCUAUCAACUUCACGCGAGAUGUCGCCAAAGGACGAUUCAUACUCAGCUUUGUCCCUAUUAUGCUGAAGCCGCUUGUGGGGCCACUGUUACCAUGGUCACGAAGAGCCCUGAAACAAUUUUCCGUGAUCAUGAAGCCGGUCGUAGAAGACCGCAUGCGGGAGAUAGAAGAACACGAGAAAGAGUGGGCAGAAAGGCCGAAUGAUUUGGUGACAUGGCUUGUGGAAGAGGCCAACCGUGUGGGUAAAUCGACCAACUUGAUCGUGCAAGCUCUGCUAGCAUCCAAUUUCGUGGCGAACCAUACCUCCACUAUCAGUGUUACACAUGCCUUAUAUCAUCUAGCUGCAGCCCCGGAAUAUAUUCAAGCACUUCGGGAGGAGAUUGAUGCUGCUUUGAAGACGGAAGGAUGGACCAAGGCCGGGAUAGGCAAGAUGUGGAAACUCGACAGCUUCAUGAGAGAAUCCCAGCGACUGAAUGGGAUCAGUGGCAUCUCGGUGAUUCGAUUAGCGCUGAAAGACGUCACGCUCUCGGAUGGAACUCUCAUCCCGGCUGGAACGCUCUGCGGGGCAGCAGCUGAAGGCACACAUCACGAUGAGGAGAAUUACAGCCAGCCGCAUCUCUUCGAUCCUUUCCGAUUCUCGGAUAAGCGAUUUGAUGAAGGUGAAUGGAUGAAGCACCAGUAUGUUAACACAUCCUCAGAAUACAUAUCCUUUGGCCACGGCAAGCAUGCAUGUCCAGGUCGCUUUUUUGCCGCGAACGAACUUAAGGCCGUGAUUGCAUACCUGAUUGUGAACUACGAUGUCAUGUUCCCAGGCGGAGGAGAACGGCCGGGAAAUGUGUGGUUCGGUUCCUCGGUCAUACCAGAUCAGACGGCGCAGAUCAUGUUCCGUAAACGACAGCGCAUCGAGUAA
Fibroporia radiculosa is the source of this 1284-nucleotide messenger RNA. RefSeq lists its product as uncharacterized. Gene Ontology annotation, molecular function: iron ion binding; monooxygenase activity; heme binding. The transcript has 9 exons. Lineage: Eukaryota; Fungi; Basidiomycota; Agaricomycetes; Polyporales; Fibroporiaceae. The record is from RefSeq and is a predicted model, not a curated record. Bases 1 to 1284 code for a protein of 427 amino acids.